UGGGGAAGGCGGGGGCGCGGCGGUGGCGGGAGCGUGCCCGGUCCCCGCCCCUGUUUCCCACUCUCCUUCCACCUCCGACCGGCCGGGGCUCGGCAGAGGCGCCGCACGUCAGUCCCCGGAGCCGCCCAGCUGCCGCUGCCUGGCCUGCUCCGCUCGCGGUGAGCCCGUCAGUUCCCGCACCGUGCGCUCCUCCAACUGGGCCAUGGAUGGUGUUGUUACAGAUCUUAUAGCAGUCGGUUUAAAGCGGGGAUCUGAUGAGAUUCUUUCUUCUGGCAUCAUUAACAGACCUUUUACCAUGAACAGUUCCACUCCUUCUACAGGUGUGUAUGCUAAUGGGAAUGACAACAAGAAAUUUAAAGGAGAUAGACCUCCCUGUUCGCCUUCCCGUGUUCUCCAUCUUCGCAAAAUUCCCUGUGAUGUCACCGAAGCAGAGGUCAUAUCAUUAGGUCUACCAUUUGGCAAAGUAACUAAUCUUUUGAUGUUGAAAGGCAAAAGCCAGGCCUUCUUAGAAAUGGCUUCUGAGGAAGCUGCUGUUACCAUGGUGAAUUAUUACACUCCUGUCACACCGCACCUUCGAAGCCAGCCUGUUUAUAUCCAGUAUUCCAAUCACAGAGAACUCAAGACUGACAAUCUGCCUAAUCAGGCUAGAGCCCAAGCUGCCCUGCAGGCUGUCAGUGCUGUCCAGUCAGGAAGCCUGGCCCUUCCUGGAGCUCCUUCCAAUGAAGGCACCAUCCUACCUGGGCAGAGCCCUGUGCUCCGAAUAAUUAUUGAAAACCUCUUUUAUCCUGUUACUUUGGAAGUUCUUCAUCAGAUAUUUUCCAAAUUUGGCACAGUCUUGAAGAUUAUCACCUUUACAAAGAAUAAUCAGUUUCAAGCCUUGCUUCAGUAUGCUGACCCAGUGAAUGCACAUUAUGCCAAAAUGGCUCUGGAUGGCCAGAAUAUCUAUAAUGCAUGCUGCACUCUGCGUAUUGACUUCUCCAAGCUCACCAGCCUUAAUGUGAAAUACAAUAAUGACAAGAGCAGAGACUUCACUCGCUUAGACCUUCCUACUGGUGAUGGUCAGCCAUCCCUUGAACCCCCUAUGGCUGCUGCUUUUGGUGCACCAGGAAUAAUGUCUUCACCAUAUGCAGGGGCUGCUGGAUUUGCCCCAGCCAUUGGAUUUCCUCAAGCUACAGGUCUGUCGGUCCCGGCUGUUCCUGGAGCUCUUGGCCCUCUGGCAAUCACCUCCUCUGCUGUCACUGGAAGGAUGGCCAUUCCCGGGGGCAGUGGGGUACCAGGGAAUUCCGUUCUGCUUGUCACCAAUCUCAAUCCCGAUCUCAUCACACCACAUGGACUUUUCAUCCUAUUUGGCGUGUAUGGUGACGUACAUCGAGUGAAGAUUAUGUUUAAUAAGAAAGAAAAUGCCUUGGUUCAAAUGGCAGAUGCAAAUCAAGCUCAACUAGCAAUGAACCAUCUGAGUGGUCAGAGACUUUAUGGAAAAGUGCUUCGUGCUACAUUGUCUAAACAUCAGGCAGUUCAGCUUCCUCGAGAGGGGCAAGAAGACCAAGGCCUGACUAAGGAUUUCAGCAAUAGUCCCUUGCAUCGCUUUAAAAAGCCUGGUUCUAAAAACUUCCAGAAUAUCUUUCCACCAUCAGCCACACUGCAUCUUUCUAACAUUCCGCCUUCUGUUACAGUGGAUGAUCUGAAGAACCUGUUCAUAGAAGCUGGAUGUUCAGUGAAGGCUUUUAAAUUCUUUCAGAAAGAUCGCAAAAUGGCACUCAUUCAGUUGGGAUCUGUGGAAGAAGCAAUCCAGGCCCUCAUUGAACUUCAUAACCAUGACCUUGGAGAAAAUCACCACCUCAGAGUUUCCUUCUCAAAAUCUACAAUCUGACCUUCCUGUGAAUUUUCCCCUAAAACUGGACCAUAACUUCAGUAAAACCUUCAGACUUAGAUGGAAGCAGCUCAAGACCAAUUCUGCCUCUUUCACUAAAUAACUUUCUGAAUUUGUUACUCAAGUAUAUUGACAAAAAAGUCAAGAAAUGUUUUUUCCACCCCUACCCCCAUCAUUAUGUGAUCAAAGGUUUGUUUUUCCUUUGAAACAAGGUUUCUAUGAAAAUAACCUUCAGGAACAAAAACCAGGAAAAAUUCUUUUUUCCAGUAAUUUAAUUUCCUACACUAAAUUAGAUUUCAAGAGGACAGACUUUCUCUUGAUGGAUCCAGACCUUCUUUUAGUUUGGGUCCAGAUCAGCCUUAUCCAGUGUUUCUAAACUCCUUUGUACUUUGAAAAAUUUAAACAUAUGGACUUUUAAAAUCACUUGAUGUAAGUAAUUUAAAUCACCUACAACCAAGUUUUUAACUUUGAUUCAGAAGUUUAACCCCUGUAGGAAAUUAUGUCCAUUUAUAAAUUAUGUCAAAUAUUUGCCAUAGAUUGAUGUUUAUUAGAUAUAAACACAUUGUAUUGGGAGCAGAUCUGUAAAUUUACAUGUUUUCUUUCAAUGAUUCCUCCCUCUGGCCCCCCCCCCCCCCCCGAACACUCCUUUGAAUACUGCGUGUCUUAACUUUUUAAGAUUAUUUGGAAAAAUGAAGUCUCAACUGUCCCCAGGGAAAUUAAGUGGAAUCCAACCAGGAUCUAUUAAGAUGUCAGAGUAAUUAAUAAUUUUAUCAGAAAAAUUAUGUUUUAAAUUUCAAAAGGACACUUAUUUGUUGAGUAAUACAAUCUGAUCUUUGGAAAAUUUCAAAAACAAUCCUACUUACAAACUACUUUUUUAUAGUUUUCAGAAAAAAACGUUUACAGUCUUAAGGAAAAAUUCAGGUCUAUCAUGGUUUGACAGAUUUUUUAAGAGUUAUUUUUGGUAAGGCCUUCUUUUAGAAAAAAAAAUCUCAAGGGUUUUUUGUACCACUAUAAUCUCUAAUACUUAUUCAGAAUUACUGUGUAUUUACUUAAUUUCUUCUUAUGUGCCUUAUUAUGUGCUUAAGAUACAAUAGGUUAGAAUUUUAUCUAAAUAUCUUGAAAGCUAUAUUGUGGGCUUGGUGAGCAUUUCGGGUUUCUUUUUUUCCCUUUUUUGGUAAAGAUUUUAAAGGGUUUUUUAUUGCAAUUUUAAAUGCUUUUCAAUAAGUAAUAGUUUUUAUUCAAAUUUUUGGUGCUUUGGUGUAGAGACGGGCUGGGGAAGAGUGAGUGGUGGGGGAAUAACUCAGUGCAUACCUGUAGGCCUCUUUCCAUUGUGACUGAUCGCGGUUAUUGCCAGUGUCACACACCAGUCUGGGGCUUUAGACUUCAAUCUCGGUUUCCAGAUCAUGUCUCAUUUUUAUUACCCAUCAGAAUUUGUCUCAGGGUUACUUGGUUCUUCUCUGUACUCAAGUGAGAACUUGCUUUCCUUUCUUAAUGUAACUUCAUUACUGAAUGUCCACAUAUUUGGAGUGUGAAAAGGUUGGCUGUUUCUCAUACUCUGAACCUUUGUCUCUCUUUGGUUGAAUGUAAUAGUACAUUUAUUGGUUCAGUGAUUGUGUGAUGUCAAAUUGUUUCUUUUUUAAGAAGAAACUUUGCUUUUGUAAAUUAUUCCUUUUUUUUUUUGAAGCAGAAUUUGUCAAAGGGGUCACUUUUGUCCACCCCUUUUAUACUUUUUUCAGAGUGACUCAUCUCAACUUUUAAUAUAAUACCAAUUUUUUUUUUCUGUUUUCCCACCAUUAAUUUGAACAUAGGUUUUUACAAAACAAAUUUUUACAAAACAAGGCUGCAAAAGAUCUUAGAGAUUGUUUAAAAGCAGAAUAAGACACUAAGUUGUGACCUUGUGACCUUUCGGAUCCAUCAAUUUAGUGUUAACUGGAUACAGUAUAUUAAUUGGUCUAGAUGGAGGUUUUUUUUUUUCCCCCACUUAUAAAAUAUACUUUUACCUAAACACUGAGUCGGAAAGAGGAAACAGUUUCUUUGAGAAAUCUCCCCAACUUUGCUCAGUUUUACACUGGCACUAUUAUAAUUUUCAGUGGCAUGUUAAAUUGGACUAUUUCAUUUACUUUGAGUUAGAAAUUACUGUAUAAUUUUUGAUUCGUGAUUCUAGUAACAUCCAGCGUAAGUGUAGCAAGUUACCUAUAGCAGAAAGGAGAUCAUAAUGGUGUUGAAUGUAAUUUUGAAGUAGGGAAUGGCCUUUUAAAUCAGAGAGAACAUUUGAAUCCUCUUCAGGGAUUUGUGUAGAUACUUGUGUGCGUGCGUGCGUGUGUGUAACAGAUAAGUGUAUACACAACAUACACUCUUCUGAUGUUGUAUAUACAUAUGCACAUUACAUACAUUUUAAUUUAUUGACAAAGAAAACUUAACCAAAUUAAGAUUUGGAGAAGUGGCAUAUUCUUAUUUUAAAAGAGCAUGUUUGAAGCCAUCGGUUUGUGUCUAAAAUUAGCUGUAGCACAUGGAUGUUGUCCAUUUUGAGCUAUUUGCUCUUUGAAUUAUAGAGGUCUACAGUAUUUGUGUUGGUGUAGUUUUUGUAAAAAGACUCAGAAAAAAAAAUCAGGGUGGUGGAAAAACUAGAUCUGUGUAUUGUUUUGGCAUGCAUUUAUUCCAUAUCUUCUAAGCAAUGGUUUAAACUCGGUCUUUUAAGUUUAUUUACUUUAAGGAGUAUUAUCAUAUCACUUUUCAAAAUAUCUUAACUUUUACACAACAUAUAUAUAUAUCUUCAGGACUGUAAAAAAUAGCAGUACACAUUUAACAGUAGCUAUUCAUGCCUAAAUGUUUUACUUUGAGAUUGGAAUAACUUGCAUAGCAGUAAGUAUCAUACAUUCUUUAAGACAAAAUAUUACAAUUAUAAUCAGUUAUUUGUAGCAACGCUUCUGCUUUUGCUGUUGGAAGUUGCAGAGCUCACAGUUUGGAGAUGCCGUGUUUGCUUGCCCUGCAGGCUUCUCCUUUUGGCCAGAUUUGCCUGGCAAACCUGUGGGGUUUGCUUCAGUUGAAGAAGUAGCGCUUAAGAGUCUGUAUGUUCAGUUUCAUAGAAAGUUUUCAAAGUCUCCAUGACAUCAGACAGCAGCAUUUAUAGAUUCAGUUUCUCUCUUGUUCCCAUUUAAUGUUUUUGGGCAGAAGUGUGGUUCCUCCCCUUCCCCUAGCCGAGUUCUCAGCCUAUCUCUUAGAAAACCUAAUGUGUACUGCUAUUUUUCAAACCAAAAAGAGAACAUGACUAAGCGUAAAACAUUCUUCUUAGCCUUUCCUAUGUCUUGAUCUAUUGUUAACAGGAAUAAAACUGCCAGAGUUAAAAUAUUCUAUUGUGCUAAAGAAAAUAACAAUUCAGAUUGCACAAUUUUAAACAAUAACUCAGCUGUCUUUUGAAAGAUUUGUGUUGUUGUCUACAAGACUAUUUGCAGUCUUUUUUCAGAGCAAAUUCUUAACAGCUAGUUGUAAAUGGUUUAAAAAAUAGAAAGUUACUCAUCUUAGUUUUGGGGUUUUAUAGAGAGAAAAACAAAACAGGACCAAAGUUUAUGUGCCUUCUUCAGUAGUCUUAAUUGACCUUUUCUUCCUAUUUGAGACUUAGGUAGUAUCAGUAUUCUGGUUUUCAGGAAAUAUGUACUAUACAGUUUUAAAAGAACACGGUCCCACAAACUGUUCAUACAAGCAAAGCAUUAUAACUGUGUAAAUGAAGCCUCAGUUACACUUUCGCCUUCAGCGCAUGACAUUCAUCACAGAGCAUCGUUCCCAUCCGAGAACAGAGCCAGCUGCUCUCAGUCUUUGUGGUAGUCUCACCUUCGUUUCUGAAACCUGAGGCUUGUGUUCAGAGAACAGGGAUAUUUAUCUGGUCCAGUGACCUUGGUGAUAACAGUCAUGAUUGAAAGCUGCUUGUGGCAAGCUUAAGUCAGCAUUGUCAGCAGAUUUUUGUUGUUAAUUGUUACAUUAUUUUCUUGGAUCUAUGGAGUAGUUGUAAUAACAAAUAUUUAAAUAGCUAUUUUUUUAUGUCAUUAAAAAAAUCAUACUCUGGCCUUUUUCUUUUCUCCCCUUACCAUUGUUACCCAGAUCUUUUAAAAUUCCAUCCCAAGUCCAGAAAAUACUUAUAAAGAUUGCUGACCAAGCAAAAGUUUUGCAUCAAAAUGUCACCUCAUUGCUCUGACCAAAGACUGACUCUUCUGGUUGUAACUCCUCUCUGCAAAGCAUUUCCCCAACCUCCUUUCUGAAAGAAGACCCAAGGCAGAGUGGCCUUUCCUUUCUGUUUCCUAUUGAUGAAUAGACUACUUGGAGAAAAAGGGAGUUUAAAUGUGAACAGAAUGUUUAGGAUGGCAAGGUUUGAUGGGCAUUUUCAGUACUGUAUUUAAGAAAAAAAAUAGCACAGCUAGGAGCCUCUGACACUGUCUCAUGUUUUAUGUGGUCUGUCCAUAAAAUUCCCUUUUUUGGUUUAUAAGAAUGUUCAUCUAACAGAAAAAAAAGUGCUGUAAAUAUUUAUAACAAAUUUUUUUUAAGCCAGGCCAAAAAAAGAGAAAGAGGUUUUUGGGAACAAGUUAACAUAUAAAGUGGUUUUAUAUAAAACAUCAAUUGUCUUGUAUAUUUUGAUAAGCAUCAGUACCAGCUUUCAUUUGUAACACGGUUUGUGGCGUUGGAAGAAAAGGAUUCUGUGAUUGUUGAAGUGAAUUGUUAUAAAUGCAAAGAGAUGAUAAAAUAUUAAAAAACAUAUUUUCUAAAUGCGUAGUGCAUGGUUAAUUCAAGCUUCUGUACACUACAGUAUAUUCCAUUUUCAUUCAGUUUGUAUAUUUGCUAUUACUUGAUAUCUCUAAUAUCUCUUUUCCUAAUAGGUAAAGCAUUGUAGCAUGCCUUUUAAUAAAUGUCAUGACAUCUGUACUCUCUUAAAA
Messenger RNA from Oryctolagus cuniculus (rabbit), 6792 nucleotides. It is a transcript of the gene PTBP3, whose product is annotated as polypyrimidine tract binding protein 3. Lineage: Eukaryota; Metazoa; Chordata; Mammalia; Lagomorpha; Leporidae. Gene Ontology annotation, molecular function: RNA binding. The record is from RefSeq and is a predicted model, not a curated record. Gene Ontology annotation, cellular component: nucleus. Gene Ontology annotation, biological process: mRNA processing; regulation of cell differentiation.